CUCACGCGCAGACAUGCGCGCACGCUUUACAGAAGCCGCGCGAGAGAGCGCCGCAGUCACCACGUCACUGAGGACGAGUAACUGGCCGGCCUGAAUUCAUCCGACCGGGGGGAAAAGACAGACCGAGUUUAGGGGCCGCUGUCACUCUGCACCGAUACUUCCUGCACCGAGAAGGAAAUAAAGAUCAUCAUUGUUUGCAACAUAGUUUCAUCCAAAGCUGAGGCCUGAAACUAUUGAUUCCUGAGCAGUGUUGACAUAUAAGACCAAAUAUAGACAUGGUGUUCAGAGGUACAAUAACAGACGCUCCCGAUUUUGACCCCACCGCUGAUGCCGAGGCCCUUUACAGUGCUAUGAAAGGCAUUGGAAGUGACAAAGAGGCCAUCUUGGACCUGGUCACCUCUCGAAGCAAUGCGCAAAGGCAAGAAAUCAUCGCAGCUUACAAAAGCAACUUUGGACAGGACCUGAUUGAUGAUCUCAAAUAUGAGCUCACGGGAAAAUUUGAGCGCCUCAUUGUCAGUCUGAUGAGAACCCCGGCCUACCACGAUGCCAAAGAAAUCCAUGAUGCAAUCAAAGGUGCUGGAACAAAUGAGAGAUGCCUGAUUGAAGUACUGGCUUCUAGGAACAACAAACAAAUACAUGACAUGGUUGCAGCAUACAAGGACGCCUAUGGCAGAGACCUGGAGGAGGAUGUAAUCGCAGACACUUCAGGCCACUUUAAGAAGAUGCUGGUUGUUUUACUUCAGGGGACCAGAGAUGAGUUAGGAGUAGUGGAUGCAGACCUGGUUCAGCAGGAUGCCCAAGAUCUCUAUGCAGCUGGAGAGGAGCAGUGGGGGACGGACGAGGCCAAAUUUAUCAUGAUCCUGGGAAACCGUAGUGUGACCCACCUCCACAUGGUUUUUGAUGAAUAUGAGAAGAUUGCAGAGAUGAGCAUUGAGGACAGCAUUAAGAACGAGCUGUCUGGAGACUUUGAGAGACUGAUGCUGGCCGUUGUCCAGUGCAUAAGGAGCGUUCCCAUGUUCUUUGCCAAGCGCCUCUACAAGUCAAUGAAGGGUCUCGGUACAGCUGACAACACUCUGAUCCGGAUCAUGAUUUCUCGCUCUGAAAUUGACAUGUUGGACAUUCGAGAGUGUUUCCGCCUCAGAUAUGAGAAGUCACUUUAUAACAUGAUUAAGGAUGAUACAUCAGGGGAUUACAAGCGGACUCUGCUCAACCUCUGUGGAGGGGAUGAUGACUUAGCUGGAGAAUUCUUCCCUGAAGCUGCUCAGAUAGCCUACAAGAUGUGGGAAUUAAGUGCCAUGACCAGAGUGCAGCUGAGGCCUACAGUCCGCCCGGCGCCUAAUUUCGACCCUGCUGCUGAUGCACAAGCACUGAGGAAAGCCAUGAAGGGAUUUGGAACAGAUGAAGAUGCAAUCAUUGAUAUUGUUGCAUGGAGAAGUAAUGCCCAGAGGCAAGAGAUCAGACAGGCCUUCAAAUCCCUACUUGGAAGGGAUCUGAUGAAGGACCUGAAGUCUGAAUUGUCAAAGAACUUGGAGAGGCUGAUAAUUGGGCUCAUGCUGACGCCAGCUGAAUUUGAUGCCAAAAUGAUGAGAAAAGCAAUGGAGGGGGCUGGGACUGAUGAACACGCUCUCAUUGAGAUCCUGGUUACCAGGAGCAAUCAGGAAAUGCAUGCCAUGAAUGCUGCCUAUCAGGGUGCCUAUAAAAAGUCUUUGGAGGAUGCCAUUCAGUCAGACACAUCAGGCCAUUUCUGUCGGAUCCUCGUUUCUCUCGUGCAGGGUGCAAGAGAGGAGGGCCCUGCAGAUGUAGAAAGAGCUAAUGCAGAUGCUCAGGAACUUGCCGAUGCAUGCAAUGCUGACUCAGAUGACAUGGUGAUGAAGUUCAUGAGCAUCCUGUGCACCAGGAGCUUCCCUCAUCUCAGGAAAGUGUUCCAGGAGUUUGUCAAAUGCAGUAACAAGGACAUUGAACAGAUUAUUAAGAAGGAGAUGUCUGGAGAUGUGAAAAAUGCAUUUUAUGCAAUAGUGCGCAGUGUAAAGAACCAGCCCUCUUAUUUUGCAGACCGUUUGUACAAAGCCAUGAAGGGUCUUGGUACAGACGACAGAGCGCUGAUCCGCAUCAUGGUGUCCCGUAGCGAGAUCGACCUUUUUAACAUCCGAAAAGAGUUCAAAGAAACUCACGAUGCCUCCCUCCAUGAAUUCAUCCAGGUAGAAACUAUGAUUGGUGACACGUCAGGAGACUAUCGCAAAACCCUGCUGAUUCUCUGUGGAGGGGAAGAUUAACGCAGUUAUAGCCCCGCUGCAGCUCAGUUCACAGACUUUACUGACCACAAGACUGUUGACAGAGUGAAACUGUGAUGGUUCACGUCAGCAUCUUUUCUCAGUGUAACUGCUGCCACUCUUCAGCCAAAUCAAGUGACCUAUGACCUCGCAGCCUUGCAAGCCAGUUUUCUGCUCUCAUGUCUCAACUUCCUGUCCAGCAGGAUGAGACGUUUUUUUUUUUUUUACAGUGUUAUACGCUCACGAUGAAGAUGAUCAUGUUCGCAUCUGUAGUGUAUUUAACAAGUAGGUACUAAAGCAGAACCUUUAAUUUAUAGGCCAUCCAACAAAUACUGUGAUUUGAAGGUAACACACACACCUGAAUAAAAAAAAAUACACAAUUGAAAA
Molecule: messenger RNA, 2657 nt
Organism: Pundamilia nyererei
Lineage: Eukaryota; Metazoa; Chordata; Actinopteri; Cichliformes; Cichlidae
Gene: anxa6
Product: annexin A6
Exons: 26
Coding region: 276-2273 (665 amino acids)
Biological process (GO): apoptotic signaling pathway; mitochondrial calcium ion homeostasis; calcium ion transport
Cellular component (GO): cytoplasm; nucleus; plasma membrane
Molecular function (GO): calcium ion binding; phosphatidylserine binding; calcium-dependent phospholipid binding
Source: RefSeq, a predicted model, not a curated record